AAAAUAUAAAAAUAUUAUUUAUUAAUUGACAUCAACACUAUAUUUAAUUACCUUAUUUAGGUUAACUUUAUUACUUUGAAAUGUUAUAUUAUAAUUUAAACGAUAAAACAUAUAAUAACAUUUAAUGGUAGACGUAUAAAACUUUGCUUGUAUUAGAGGGCAUACGGAACCAUGUUUCUUUCUGUGAUAGAAGUCAACACGACAGCAUUCCUACGAGAAGAAACAUCUUGGAGGAAUUUAGUUAUACGCAGAUGAUGGUUAAGCGUGAAGUAUUUUACAGCCCAGUGUCAAAUUGAAAUGCUCUUUCAAAUUCACUCACUUCUAUCAGAGCUCUCAAAGCCUCAUCAGACAAUUCUUAAAACCAAACAAAUCCACGCUUUAAUCGCCAAAACACGCCUCUCCCUUGACCCAUUUUUCGCCACCAAGCUCGUCAGAUUCUACGCGCUCAACGAUGAUCUUUGCUCCGCCCACAGCCUGUUCGAUGAAACACCUGAAAGAAGCGUUUUCCUUUGGAAUUCCAUCAUUCGAGCUUAUGCACGAGCCCUCAAGUUCAACGAUGCCUUGUCAUUGUUCGAAAGGAUGCUGGGAACGGAAACGAAACCCGAUAACUUCACGUACGCGUGUGUCGUACGAGCUUGCUGUGAGAACUUUGAUUUGGAUGUGAUGAGACUUGUUCAUACAAGAGUGAUUGUUUCCGGGUUAGGAUUGGAUUUCAUCUGUGGCAGUGCUCUUGUGACUGGGUAUUCAAAACUGUACCUGGUUGAUGAAGCAGGCAAGGUUUUUUAUAGGAUGCCUGAGAAGGAUUUGGCUUUGUGGAAUUCUAUGGUUUCGGGAUAUGGGCAUUGUGGCCUUUGUAAUAAAGGGUUAGAAUUGUUUAGUUGGAUGAGAAAUAUGGGGCAACAGCCAGAUGGGUAUACUUUGGUAGGGCUGAUAUCAGGGUUAGUAGAUUCCCCCGACUUGUUGAGUGUUGGUCAAGGACUUCAUGGUUUUUGUUUGAAAAGCGGGUUUGAUCGUACUGUUCAUGUGGGAAGUUCACUUGUAAGCAUGUAUUCAAGGUUUAAGUGCAUGGAUUCGGCAAACAUUGUGUUUAGUAGUUUGCUUCAGCCUGAUUUAGUUGCAUGGUCUUCUCUGAUAACUGGAUAUUCUCAGUGCGGGGAAUAUGGUAAGGCAUUGCUCUACUUUUGGAAACUGAACAUGGAGAUGGGUAAGAAAGCAGAUCCCAUUCUAAUCUCUGCUGUGUUGGAGGCCGCUGCUCGAUCAACAAAUGCACGGUUUGGAAGUGAGAUACAUGGUUAUAUUGUUCGACAUGGAUUUGAAUCAAAUGUCAUGGUUUCUUCUGCUCUGAUAGACAUGUAUUUUAAGUGUGGAUUUAUGUGCUUGGGGAUCAGUGUGUUUGAGAUUAUGCCGGAAAGAAGUACAAUAUCUUACAAUUGUCUUAUUUCAGGUCUUGGAUUGAAUGGAAUGGCUUACCAAGCAUUCAAGAUGUUUGAUGAGAUGCUACUGGUUGGACUAAAACCUGAUGAUUCAACCUUCUCUGCCCUUCUUACUGCUUGUUGCCAUGUUGGCCUUCUCAACGAUGGUUGGGAAAUUUUCAGGAGGAUGAAAUAUGAGUUUUUCAUCCAACCUAGAACAGAGCAUUAUGUUCACAUGGUGAAGCUUCUUGGAAUGGCUGGAGAGUUGGAAAAGGCAUACAAUUUUAUCAUGUGCUUGCCAAAGCCGGUGGACUCUAGCAUAUGGGGAGCGAUGCUAUCAUGCUGCAAUGGUCAUGGAAAUUCUGAGUUGGCAGAAGUUGUAUCCCAGCAACUAUUGGCAAAUGAACCAAAAAAAGCUGCUUAUAGAGUUAUGCUUUCUAACAUCUAUGCUGGUGAUGGGAGGUGGGAUGAUGUGCAGAAGUUAAGAGAUGACAUAGCAGAGCGGGGAGUAAGAAAAGUACCAGGGCUUAGUUGGAUUGGAAGUGGAAGCGGUUACCUUCCUAAGCACCCUUCCCUUCCAAUGCUUCGCGGCGGACUCUCUUCAUCAACGACAGUACUUCCCAAACCACCACAACCUGAAACUCUUUUACCUCUAAUUCAAUCCCACAUUGAUUUUUCACAACCAAAAUGCACAAUUCCAAAGCCCUUUCCGUACACAUCAACCUUGCAAACUCUCUUACAACCCAUAUCAAACCAAAACGCACCUCACCAUUCAUCCUAUGCACCCCUUUUCCAAUUCUUAACUGCUCGAAACUACUUAAAAUUAGGCCAACAAAUCCAUUCCCACAUGACCCUUCAUGGGCUCCAACCCAAUGCUUUUCUUGGUGCCAAAAUGGUUGCUAUGUAUGCAAGUUCGGGUGAUCUUGAAUCAGCUGUAACAAUAUUCAAUAAAAUCAAAAGCCCAACUUCUUUGUUAUAUAAUUCAAUUAUUAGAGCUUAUACAAAUUGUGGGUAUCCUUUAAAAACUGUAGAUAUUUAUUGUAAAAUGCAUUAUUUAGGGCUUAAGGGUGAUAAUUUUACGUUUCCCUUUGUGCUUAAAUCAUGCGCCAAUGUAUUGAAUGGCUGGAUGGGUAAAUGUGUUCAUGGACAAAGUUUGAGAUUUGGGAUGGAGCUUGAUAUAUAUGUUGGCACUUCUUUGAUUGAUUUUUAUGUAAAAAUAGGUGAAAUACGGGAUGCCAAAAAGGUGUUUGAUCUUAUGACUGUGAGAGCGGUGUCCUCUUGGAACGCUUUGAUUGCGGGUUAUAUGAAAGAAGGGGAGAUUGGAGUAGCUGAGGGCUUGUUUGGGAGAAUGCCGCGUAGGAAUGUAGUUUCUUGGACAGUUAUGAUUUCGGGUUACACGCAAAACGGGUUGGCUAAGGAGGCAUUGAGUUUGUUUGAUGAGAUGAUGAAAGAAGAAUCUGAGGUUAAGCCCAAUUGGGUAACAAUAAUGAGUGUUUUGCCUGCUUGUGCACAUUCAGCUGCUCUUGAACGCGGGAGACGGAUUAAUGAAUAUGUUAAUAGGAUUGGUUUGGAGUCAAAUCCUUCAGUGCAGAAUGCACUUAUUGCAAUGUAUGCGGCAUGUGGUAGCCUUGUUGAUGCUCGUUGUUGUUUUGAUAGAAUUCGGGAAAAUGAAAAGAAUUUGUGUGCUUGGAAUGCCAUGAUUUCUGCUUAUGCAUCUCAUGGUCGCGGCAUGGAAUGUGUGUCAACUUUUGAUAACAUGAUUAGAGCUGGGGUACACCCUGAUGCGAUCACAUUCACAGGGUUGUUGUCUGGGUGUAGUCAUUCUGGUCUUGUUGAGUUUGGGUUGAAGUACUUUAAUUCUAUGCAAACAGUGUACUCUGUGGAACCGAGACUUGAGCAUUAUGCUUGUGUUGUAGAUCUUUUUGGUCGUGCUGGGCGAUUGGUAGAAGCUAUGGAGUUUAUUAAUAAAAUUCCAACGCAGCUGGGACCAAGCAUUUGGGGUGCAUUGUUAGCUGCUUGUCAGAAGAGUAAAAAUUUAGAGAUUGCUGAGAUGGCAGCAAAGGAGCUGUUUGUUUUAGAACCAGAAAACAGUGGUAACUAUGUUAUGCUUUCAAAUUUGUAUGCUGAAGCUGGCAUGUGGAAGGAGGCGGAUAAAUUGAGGGCUCAUUUAAAAUGUCAAGGCGUUAAGAAGAACCCUGGAUGCAGUUGGACUGAGAUUAAUGGAAAAGCACACUUGUUCCUUGGUGGAGAUGCAUCUCACCCUCAGGCGAAGGAAAUAUAUAGCCUGUUGGAAGCAUUGCUGGAAAAAAUCAAAGCAGCUGGUUAUGUAUCUAAUGCCAGUUUUGUGUUGCAUGACAUUAGUAAAGAAGAGAAACAGCAUAACCUCACAGUGAAAAGCUGGCAAUUGGUUUUGGACUACUGAACACAUUCCUCAAAUAGCUCUUCAUGUAACUAAAAACCUGCAAAUCUGUGGGGACUAUCACACGGUUAUCAAGUUCAUAUCUAAAAUCUAUGGAUGAGAAAUAGUUGUGAGAGAUGUGAAUCGUUUAUAUCACUUCAGAGAUGGUGCUUUGUUUUUGUGGGGACUAUUGGUAAUAGGAACAGCUUCAAGAUUGCGAGACUUAAAGAGGGUUUUGAACUCUUUCUGUGGCCUGCACCUGUAGAACUCUUGGGAAAGCAAGUUUGAAAUAAAAGCUUAAAAGUUUGACUGCUCGAAGCUGCUGCAAAUCUGGAGUUGGAAUGUGAUCGUUUUGUGGACGAUUGCAGAUAGUAGAGUUUCAAAAGCUUGACUGCAUCGACCGGAUGGU
Messenger RNA from Theobroma umbraticum, 4219 nucleotides. NCBI's taxonomy places the organism in Eukaryota, Viridiplantae, Streptophyta, Magnoliopsida, Malvales, Malvaceae. The record is from RefSeq and is a predicted model, not a curated record.